CUCACAACUCCACUCCACUUCAUUCCACCUUGUCCCAAUGUAGACAUAACAUUAACUUCGAAUAUGUCAGUAAAACCCUCAUUCCUACUCAUCAUCUGCUUAGUAGUCUACUUCUCCAACAUAACCUCAACAGAUGCCUCCUCUCAAACAAAAGGUCUAACAAAACGUGCUUUACAAAAAGACCAUGAAAAACCCCAAGCUGAAAAAUGGUUAGACGCAUUCUUCGGACGCACCCAGACCUUUGACCAAGUCCCAUCACUAGUAAACCUUAUCACAGUGAUAACAAAAAACUUCCUCACUGGUUGCACCAGUAUAAUCCUCUAUGACUCCGUAGUGGAAGAAGGAGAUGGAUUACUCCUCGAACAACUAUUCCGCAUCUAUCCCACUCCAUUUGUCCAUGGUCAAAUAACCAACAACUACAAAAUCAAAUACCCUAAAGUCCUUAGCAGUACUGGUAACACCUGUGUAUCCUACAUAAUGUUCAUGGCGGAUGUAAUGAAAGCCAAAGACGUCAUCGGGGAACAAAGCGAGAACAAAGUGGUCAUAGUCUCAAGGUCAUCACAAUGGCGCGUGUAUGAAUUCCUAGCAAGUGAAGUAGCACGGGUUUUUGUAAAUCUUUUAGUAAUACAAAAGUCAGAAAAAAUCCUCUACACAGGCGUAGAAAGCUCUUAUAUCCAAUACACCCAUAGAAUGUACGUUGAUGGUAUCGGAAGCAGUGAACCCGUCGUGAUCAACUCAUGGAAAGAUAACAACUUUACAAGAUGGACGAAUAUGUUCCCUAUGAAAAUGGCGGAAGGUUUCGCUGGGCAUAGAUUCAUCGUGGGAGUAGCACACCAACCGCCAUUUGUUAUAAAAAUAGUAAACCCGGAUGAUAAUACCAUCACAUGGGAUGGGAUUGAGUUGAGGAUGUUGAAUAUGUUAUCAGAACAAUAUAAUUUCACCACAGAUGUAAGAGAAUCAAAAAAUGUGGAUUAUUAUGGGUCUGGAAAUGCGGUAACUCAUGAUAUCUCUUCGAAACGUGCCCAGUUGGGUAUUGGUGGUGUAUAUGUCACUCCGGAACGCUUUGCUCAAGUGGAUGUCUCCGCAGCGCAUUCACAUGACUGUGCUGCGUUUAUAACCCUUUCAUCAACGGCCCUUCCAAGAUAUCGUGCGAUUUUUGGUCCGUUCCAUUGGACAGUCUGGUUAUGUGUAACUUUAAUCUAUCUCUUUGCCAUUUUCCCGCUGGUUUUAUCAGAUAAACAAACCUUGGCCCCUUUGUUGAAAAACCCCGAGGAGAUUGAAAAUAUGUUCUGGUAUGUUUUUGGUACCUUUACAAAUUGCUUCACCUUCAAAGGACCUGCUUCCUGGGGUAGUUCAGAAAAGGUCACCACCAGGGUCCUGGUUGGCUUCUAUUGGAUCUUCACCAUUAUAACAACUGCUUGUUAUACUGGAUCUAUCAUUGCUUUUGUUACUCUACCGAUUACACCGCAGACUAUUGAUACAACUGCACAACUUGUUAAGGGAAGAUAUCAAAUUGGAACACUUGAUCGUGGUGGUUGGGAAUAUUGGUUUGCCAACUCAACGGAUGCGCACACAGAUAAAUUAUUCAAGACGAUCGAAUACUUGCCCAAUGUCCAGGCGGGUUUGAGGAACGUGACCAGAGCGUUCUUCUGGUCGUACGCGUUCCUCGGCUCGCGAGACGAAUUGGAUUUUAUCGUGCGCACCAACUUUACGACGCAGAGCAAACGGAACAUACUGCAUAUCAGUGAUAAUUGCUUUGCGCCCUAUGGCGUCGCUUUCCUCUUUCCGUUAAAUUCCAUCUACCAGUCUACUUUUAAUCGUGGGAUACUCAAUGUUGUACAGAGUGGAUUUAUACAGAAACUUAAAAAUGAUGUGGAGUUUGAUAUCAUGCGCAGUGCGACUGGGAAAUUGUUACAGGCUAAUGUUGGUGGUAAAAUGCGAUUGAUUAUUCAAGAUCGUGCGUUGUCUUUGGAUGAUACACAAGGAAUGUUUUUAUUGCUCGGUGCGGGUUUUUUACUCGGUGCUUUUUCAUUGAUAUCUGAAUGGUUGGGUGGUUGCCUAAAUUUUUGUAAGCGUAGAAUACGUCGUUUGAGCACUACAAGUAUUGGAAGUAAUCCUAGAUCUUACGAUUCGCCUACUCCAAGAGAAAAAGUUGGUUCUUUGGAGUAUAGUAUUCAUACACGUAUGCAUAGUUUCUCGGAUGGUCCGCCCACAACAGAAGUCGAGGAGAGUGUGCAUAUUGUUUCGAAUGGUAUUGCGCAAGAGAUAUUAAUACAUCACCAACAUCAACAGCAUAAAAUUGAGAAGGAGAUUGAAGAAAUUGAAGAUAAUCAUUGUUCUUCUGCUGGUGUUGAUGUUAAAGAUGAUGUUAAUGAUGCGAAAGAUAUGAAUUUUGAUGAAGAGAUUGAUAAGGCGUUUGAUUUGGAAGAUAUGUUGUUUGGAGAGAUUAGUGGCACUGAUAAUGAAGAAGAAAACGAAGUGAAAGAAGAAUUGCAAUUUACUGAAGGACAAAUUGCUUUUACCAAUUGAUAAUGCAUAAUAUUUCACGAAAUAAAUGUUUAGUUUGGUGUUUCUUGAUGGUAUCAACACGUAAAGUAUUUUAAAAUAACAAAAGUACAACGUUUUUAGUACAAAGCUAGAUUUUUAACUCUUUUAAGAGAUUUUUGCAUGUAAUUGAUUAAUAUAUAACCAAAAAACGAUUGAAUACCGCUUAAUAAACAAAUGGGUUAAUGGCUUAA
Messenger RNA from Dalotia coriaria, 2738 nucleotides. RefSeq names its product ionotropic receptor 21a. Bases 64 to 2529 code for a protein of 821 amino acids. Lineage: Eukaryota; Metazoa; Arthropoda; Insecta; Coleoptera; Staphylinidae. The transcript is spliced from 5 exons. Gene Ontology annotation, cellular component: membrane. The record is from RefSeq and is a predicted model, not a curated record. Gene Ontology annotation, molecular function: ligand-gated monoatomic ion channel activity.